AACGAUGGUGGAUGGCAGCAGGAGAUAUCCGAGUGGAGACACUGGCAAGAUUCGAGAAGGACGUGAAACAAACCGACACCGGGUUCCUGGCGAUAGCAACAGAGGUGGAGAAUGACGGAGAGAAAGCCUCGGAACCUCCAGAAAAAAUCAAGGACUUACUGAAGGAGUUCAAAGACAUUCUUCCCGGCGACCUCCCGGACGAACUACCGCCAUACCGAACGCACCAACACGAGAUCGUGGAGAAACCAAGUUCGAAACCGACCUUCCGAGCACCAUAUCGGCUAAGCCUCACAAAACUAGCCGACAUGAAGAAGCAGAUCGAGUAUCUCCUCGCCAAUGGACUCAUCCGACCAUCCACUUCGCCAUAUGGUGCCCCAGUACUCUUCACACCGAAACCGGACGGAAGCCCGCGCAUGUGCAUCGAUUACCAAGCUCUCAACAAGCAGACCAUCAAUAACAAAUACCCAAUUCAACGAAUCGAUGACAUGCUUGACUAGCUUCGGGGAGCCACGGUAUUUUCCAA
Messenger RNA from Closterium sp. NIES-67, 523 nucleotides. The record is from the annotation of a GenBank genome assembly. NCBI's taxonomy places the organism in Eukaryota, Viridiplantae, Streptophyta, Zygnematophyceae, Desmidiales, Closteriaceae.